This is a messenger RNA of Phacochoerus africanus (Common warthog), 384 nucleotides long. RefSeq names its product ribonuclease homolog. The record is from RefSeq and is a predicted model, not a curated record. Bases 1 to 384 code for a protein of 127 amino acids. Gene Ontology annotation, molecular function: nucleic acid binding. The transcript has a single exon. Lineage: Eukaryota; Metazoa; Chordata; Mammalia; Artiodactyla; Suidae.
AUGGACCAGCAUGGCUUUUCUGAGGCCCAAGACCUCCUCCAUCACCAACUUGACAGGCCUAAAACAAAGAUCUCUGCCAAGCACAAAUAUUACUGUGACAUGAUGAUGAAAUUUCGAGGGCUGGCCACUGACAAGAGCUGUCAGAAGACCAAGACCUUUGUCCACAGUGUGUCCCCCACCACGGGUGGCCUCUGUGAGGGUCCGGCUGUGAAGUGUGUGAAGAUGUCUGAAUUUUACAACUGCCACCUCAUCAUCUUCAAAGUCACUCAGUGUAAUCUCUACCCAGAGGCUGUGCCCCCACACUGUUACUACAAAGGUGUUACCUUCUGGAGGGAUGUGAGUGUGGUUUGUAUGGGGAACCAUCCAAUUCAUUUGGAUGAGUAG